Molecule: messenger RNA, 3387 nt
Organism: Dromiciops gliroides (monito del monte)
Lineage: Eukaryota; Metazoa; Chordata; Mammalia; Microbiotheria; Microbiotheriidae
Gene: SFXN1
Product: sideroflexin 1
Exons: 12
Coding region: 218-1186 (322 amino acids)
Biological process (GO): monoatomic ion transport; serine import into mitochondrion
Cellular component (GO): mitochondrial inner membrane
Molecular function (GO): monoatomic ion transmembrane transporter activity
Source: RefSeq, a predicted model, not a curated record
GGGCUAAGCUAGAGCGCGCAGGCGCGAGCGGGCGGAGGGGCUGACUAGCGGGCGCUAGGCCGUGGGGCUGGCGGGAGCUUCUCUUCCGGGAGCAGCGGAGUCGCUGGAAGAAGCUGCGGUCCCCACUGAAGUUAGCGAACGUGGGAAGACAAAGUAAAACACUACAAGUGAAUUCAAGAAUUUUGUGAACUCCUUGGUUUCAUACUUUGGGCUAACAAUGUCAGCUGAAAUACCACUGAAUAUUAAUAUCAAGGAACCACGAUGGGAUCAAAGCACAUUUAUUGGAAGAGCCAGUCAUUUUUUUACUGUAACAGAUCCACGAAACAUUUUGUUAACUAAUGAACAACUAGAAAAUGCAAGACAAAUUGUUCAUGAUUACAGAAAAGGAAUUGUACCCCCUGGGCUCACAGAAAAUGAGUUAUGGAGAGCAAAGUAUGUCUAUGAUUCAGCUUUUCAUCCUGACACUGGUGAAAAGAUGAUUUUGAUAGGAAGAAUGUCAGCCCAGGUUCCUAUGAACAUGACAAUCACAGGCUGUAUGAUGACUUUUUAUAGAACUACUCCUGCGGUGCUUUUCUGGCAAUGGAUUAACCAGUCCUUCAAUGCUGUUGUGAAUUAUACAAACAGGAGUGGUGAUGCCCCUCUUACUGUUAGCCAAUUGGGGACAGCAUACGUAUCUGCCACCACAGGUGCUGUAGUAACUGCAUUGGGACUUAAUGCACUAACCAAGCAUGUCUCACCUCUUAUAGGGCGUUUGGUUCCUUUUGCUGCUGUAGCUGCUGCUAAUUGCAUUAAUAUUCCACUAAUGAGACAAAGGGAGCUCAAAGUUGGUAUUCCUGUUACAGAUGAAAAUGGAAACCGAUUAGGUGAAUCAGUCAGUGCUGCACAACAAGCUAUUGCACAAGUGGUUGUCUCAAGAAUUCUUAUGGCAGCACCUGGCAUGGCCAUCCCUCCAUUUAUAAUGAACACUUUGGAGAAGAAAGCAUUUUUAAAGAGGUUCCCCUGGAUGAGUGCCCCUAUUCAAGUUGGAUUAGUUGGCUUCUGUUUGGUGUUUGCUACACCUCUAUGCUGUGCAUUGUUUCCUCAGAAAAGUUCUAUGUCUGUUACACGCUUGGAGCCAGAAUUGAAAGCCAAGAUUCAAGAGACCAGGCCUGAAUUAGAAUGUGUGUACUUUAACAAGGGAUUAUAAAUUGGGAGAAGACUUGAACACCUUAAGGAUAAUCAUGCAAACCCAAACACAUUAUACCAGUGUCAGUCAAGAGAACUCUUUGACCUGUGUUCUUAGCACUAGUUAAUUAUUCCAUUGUAUCCAAAUUUACCUUACUGACUAAAUCUGUUACUUAAAAUUAUACCCUAAUUCAAAGGAUCUUGUUAUCCUUGUGAGAAAACCCAUCCUGUCGCUUUCAUGGUUGCCGUUUUGGAAGAAACUUUUAACAGCCCACAACCAGCACAAGACUUGGCGUGUAGUAGGCACUUAAGAAAUAUUUGUUGAUCAAUUGAUUCAAAAAUGUUUACAUUAGAUAUCAAGCAAUGAAAGGUGAUUUAAAAAAUAGAUCCAGCUUGCAUCCCCCUCUAUGGUCAGGAGGACCUCCACACACAGAAGGGAUUCAGAGAAGGCCAAAGAUUAAGACCCUACAAUGCUGAAAUCAUCACUCUUGACAUUCAGCUUGCCACCGCCUCAGUUACAUGUAGUACAGACCCAGAUUUCUACUUUUUUUUUCUUUCAGCUAAAAUCAAAAGAUACUUUGCAGGCCUUUUUAUUUAAUGAAAUAAAGGCUAAACUUGUAAGCUUUCUCCUCUUGGUAAUUUUUUUUCAUUUGACAGUCAUGGAUAAUGAAUUUCUUUUGGUAUAUCCCUUUGUUCUUAAAUUCCUAAGGAGUCACAUCCACCUUCCUUUGGAAUAGUUGAUAUUAUUUGGAAUUACAUUACAUUAUUACUAAUUACUUAAAUGACAUUAUUUUAAAUCACUUAAAGCUAUCAAACUAUUACAGUUUAUCAGUUCUAUAUUUUAAAAGUGUAUUAAAAACAAUGAUAUUUAAUCAAGAUUGUCUGAUUUUCUAAAAUUAGUAUUUCAGCAAGCAUUUGCUUAUGUGUCCAGUUCCUUGUGUUGCCUUCUAUUUCAAGCUCUUCUCGACUUUGAGAAAGACCAAGAAACAGUGUAUUUAUUAGUUAGUGACCUUACAAACUGUACUUGAAUAUUCUCUAUUACAUUCCAUCUUCUGUUUGAAUAUAGUCAGUAUGCAUAUCACUCUGUUUAUAUCAUCUGUAACAACUGGCUGUGAUUAAUAUAUUUGGUAUAAGAUUAGACAUUAAACUUUGAGUUUGUGAGUGUUCAAAGUAACAUACAAGAUGGUUGAGUAUAUCACUGAAAGUAGAUUCUUGUUAUGCAGAGACUAAAGAUAGCUAAUGUUUAGACAAUUAUAAAAAGUAGGAUAGUGAGAUAUUUUUACCUUGUGAUCAGAGUAAAUUUUCUCACAAAUGAGAUUUUUUUUUACUUGUUUCUGUUUUUCAUCUGAAAGGAUUAACAGAUCUGAAGCUUUAGUCUCUUUGAAUGAUCCUUACCUAUAUCUCUUCCAUCAUUCUUUCACCUUACAUUUUUGUCUUAAAACUGUCUACAUGGAGAAAAAUGGCUUCCCCAGUGCAUUCUGACAUUGGAUAUAUUUUAUUGCAAUAAAUAUGUCUAAAAAACCUUGACAUUCCCUACAGACCUUUGUAGUUUGCUUCGUGGCUCUUUAAUUAGUUACACACAUAAGCUCAAAUAAAGAUGCAAAGAAAUCCCAUUUUAACAUAUUCAUGAUGAUAUACUUCUACUUAAAUGAACUCAUUUUUAUAUAUUACAUUUGCCUCAGCUGACCUUGAAAGCCUCCCUGGCAAUAAAUUUGCAACAUCAUUUCAGCAAUCUAACAGAUAUUAAGUGUAUGUCUUUCACUAGUAAGAGACAUACAUUCAUUUGAAGACUGAUAAAUUAUACACACCAAGAAAAUGUGACCAAAGCACAGACAUCAAGAUGACAAAUAUCAUGGAAAUACCUAUUUUUAAGUUUAUUGAAGCUUCAGACUAUUAAUGCUUUUCUACAGAUCAUUUAUCUGUACAGUUUCAUGGUAUUAAUAAGAAGAACAAAUGAGCAAAGCUCAGGCAGUUUAUGCUGGUCUUAUAGAAAAAAAUGUUUUUUUUUUAAAUAAAGUGCAAUAAGAUCCUAAAGCUGGUAAAGAUGAAUGGCUAUUAAUAUUUCUAUUAAUGCUCUUUAAGAGGAAUAUAAUUUUAAGCAAUGGCAGUGACUGAUAUUAUUAAUUUCAGUAUUAGCACAAUGUCUUGCCAGUGUUGGUGGAGUCAAUGUACUAUUUAAAUUCAACUGGAUAAAAUAUUAAAUAAACUCAGAUUGAAAUGAAA